AAUAACCAACAUGUAUAUUCUGUCUAAAAGAAAGCUCAUCUGGCUGUUUUCCUUUUCCAUGUACAUAGAAGAUAAAACAAAUUAAAGUUUUAUUUUUCUCUCUCUUCUGCUUUUUUUAGUAAUUUAACAGUGGCAACUUUACACACAAUGAGAAAAAAAAUAAUCAGUGAUAUAUAUUGAAGUUGAAGCAUAGAAAUAUAGAUUCAAACAUUUCUUCUCCUAUCCCUUACACUCUUUCUCCUCUCACCAUAUUCUCUCAAUUUCCAUUUCAUUUUAUAAUAUUCACAUUCAAAUAAUAGAACAAAAUCUCUUUCUUAAACUGAUAUUUUUCAGAUCAAUUUGUGCAUCCUCUUCAAUCUAGUAGAAGAUGUUAAUUUAGCAUUGGACUUUAAUCUUUCUCAUAGUUGCUCCUUCAAUAAAAUGGUUCUUAUCUUUCCAAAUAUGCACCAAGUUAACAGAAGCUAUAUUUCAAACUGCUAAGUGUAAAAUUCAGCAUGUGGAUUUGAGUUUCAUUCAGAUGAUAUGGCUUUUUUUCCAGCAAAUUUCAUGCUACAAACAUCUCAUCAAGAGGAUCACCAUCAUCAACCUCCACCUUCACUCAACUCAAUUAUAACCUCAUGUGCUCCUCAAGAUUACCAUGGAGGAGGAGUAUCUUUUUUAGGAAAGAGAUCUAUGUCAUUUUCUGGUAUUGAACUUGGAGAAGAAGCUAAUGUCGAAGAAGAAUUAUCCGACGAUGGAUCACAAUUAGGGGAGAAGAAAAGAAGGCUUAACAUGGAACAAGUGAAGACACUUGAGAAGAGUUUUGAAUUGGGAAACAAGCUUGAACCUGAGAGGAAAAUGCAGCUAGCAAGGGCUCUUGGAUUGCAACCAAGACAAAUUGCUAUAUGGUUUCAAAACAGAAGGGCUAGGUGGAAGACAAAACAGUUGGAGAAAGACUAUGAUGUUCUUAAAAGACAAUAUGAUUCUAUUAAGGCUGAUAAUGAUGCACUUCAAGCUCAGAACCAAAAACUUCAGACAGAGAUAUUGGCUCUGAAAAGUAGAGAACCAACUGAAUCGAUCAACCUUAAUAAAGAAACAGAAGGAUCAAGCAGUAACAGAAGUGAAAACAGUUCAGAUAUCAAGUUAGAUAUUUCAACAAGGACACAAGCUAUUGAUAGUCCUUUAUCUACUCAACAAACAAGCAUAAAUCUUUUUCCAUCUUCUUCUAGACCAACAGGAGGAGUUCCUCAUCAACUCUUUCAAACUAAUUCAAGACAAGACAUUCAGUGUCAAAAGAUUGAUCAUAUGGUCAAAGAAGAGAGUUUGAGUAACAUGUUUUGUGCCAUUGAUGAACAAUCUGGAUUAUGGCCAUGGUUGGAGCAGCAACAUUUCAAUUGAUCAUUGAUCAAAUAAUGGGAAUUGAAAGUUAAAAAGAAAGAGAUUUUCGCGCAUUGGAAUUUAUUACUUUCCCGGAUGAAAUCAAGAGUGUAUGUUUGGAAUUCGAUAAACUGUGAGUUUAGUAGAAUUACGGUGUACUGGUCACCGAUUUUGACUAAAACUACACCUUAAAUCUUUUAAAAAAUUACGGUGUUAUUUAUGUGAUUUUGUCAAAUUUACCGUGAUUUUAUGAUGCA
This is a messenger RNA of Trifolium pratense (red clover), 1613 nucleotides long. Its product is annotated as homeobox-leucine zipper protein ATHB-13-like. Bases 523 to 1377 code for a protein of 284 amino acids. The transcript is spliced from 3 exons. Gene Ontology annotation, biological process: positive regulation of DNA-templated transcription. Gene Ontology annotation, cellular component: nucleus. The record is from RefSeq and is a predicted model, not a curated record. Lineage: Eukaryota; Viridiplantae; Streptophyta; Magnoliopsida; Fabales; Fabaceae. Gene Ontology annotation, molecular function: DNA-binding transcription factor activity, RNA polymerase II-specific; sequence-specific DNA binding.